This is a messenger RNA of Oncorhynchus kisutch (coho salmon), 4114 nucleotides long. It is a transcript of the gene snapc5, whose product is annotated as small nuclear RNA activating complex, polypeptide 5. Gene Ontology annotation, biological process: transcription by RNA polymerase II; transcription initiation at RNA polymerase III promoter. Lineage: Eukaryota; Metazoa; Chordata; Actinopteri; Salmoniformes; Salmonidae. The record is from RefSeq and is a predicted model, not a curated record. The coding region runs from base 286 to 636 and encodes 116 amino acids. Gene Ontology annotation, cellular component: nucleus. The transcript has 4 exons.
CGGAAAUGUGCGGAAGGAAAACCACGUGAAUGAACAACGGAGGCUACAACAACAUAACGAGUAGCAUUUUAUCAUCAGCGCUAUGGUAAACUAUAGACUGUUAUAACGCUGUUGAUGUGUCAUUCAAAUAUGACAUGAGUUUAUUAGCUGGCUAGUUAUCCAUCAAUGUGCACGUUGCUGGCCUGCAAGUGGCCUUGUAUUUGCUGCAAAGAGGAGAUACACAAACGAACCAUUUUUUUUUUUGUGUGUGUGAAGUAUUUAGGAAUGGUCUAACCACCAGACACCAUGUUGAGUCGUCUACAGGAGCUGAAGAAGGAGGAGGAGACCCUCCUGAAGAUUAAAGUUAUGCUGCAGGACCAGCUCAACAGACUCAAGUUUGAAGAAGGGGCCCUAAAGUCCAUCAUCAACGCUCAGACAGACGAAGGUCCUUCACAACCUGCCAGUCCUCCUGAGGUUCCUCUGAACCUGGAUGACGAAGCAGUGAUCAACCAGACCAAACUGCUGCUGAGUGGUCCUGUAGACUACCACAUAGAGGAGGAGGAGGAAGAGGAGGAGGAGGACGACGAAGACGACGACGACAACAAUGAGCUUGAAGCAGUGCCUGAGGAAGACGAGGAGGACGACGAUUAUUACUGAGUGGACCUGUCCCAAAUGGCCCCCUGUUCCCAAUGUAGUGCACUGGGCUUGAGCAGGGACCUGGACAAAUGUAGUGCACUACAUAGGUAAUAGGAUGUAAUUUGGGACGUUACCAGUGUAUUGACCUCCUAAAGAGGAGAUGUGUAUAUAAUAUUACAGACUGUUCUUUUGUUUUGCAUCCUGUACUUCUGAAGUUGAUUUAUUUAUUAUUAUUAUUAUUAGUUAAACUACUAACUUACAGUGGGUAAAUAAAAUGUAGCCUGGGUGCUAGACAGUCUCCUUCUGUUCUUGUCAACUCCUUACUGAAUUGUCAUGUUUGGCUUGACAAUGACAGCAGUAGAGUUGGCUAGAGCACAAACAGAUCUGGGACCAGGCUUAUUGUCAUUCCAUAAUGACAGUAGUAGAGUUGGCUAGAGUACAAACAGGUCUGGGACCAGGCUUAUUGUCAUUCCAUAAUGACAGUAGUAGAGUUGGCUAGAGUACAAACAGGUCUGGGACCAGGCUUAUUGUCAUUCCAUAAUGACAGCAGUAGAGUUGGCUAGAGUACAAACAGGUCUGAGAACAGGCUUAUUGUCAUUCCAUAAUGACAGUAGUAGAGUUGGCUAGAACACAAACAGAUCUGAGACCAGGCUUAUUGUCAUUCCAUAAUGACAGCAGUAGAGUUGGCUAGAGCACAAACAGAUCUGUGAACAGGCUUAUUGUCAUUCCAUAAUGACAGCAGUAGAGUUGGCUAGAACACAAACAGAUCUGAGAACAGGCUUAUUGUCAUUCCAUAAUGACAGCAGUAGAGUUGGCUAGAGCACAAACAGAUCUGAGAACAGGCUUAUUGUCAUUCCAUAAUGACAGCAGUAGAGUUGGCUUUGAACACAAACAGAUCUGAGAACAGGCUUAUUGUCAUUCCAUAAUGACAGCAGUAGAGUUGGCUAGAGUACAAACAGAUCUGUGAACAGGCUUAUUGUCAUUCCAUAAUGACAGUAGUAGAGUUGGCUAGAGCACAAACAGAUCUGAGAACAGGCUUAUUGUCAUUCCAUAAUGACAGCAGUAGAGUUGGCUAGAACACAAACAGAUCUGAGAACAGGCUUAUUGUCAUUCCAUAAUGACAGCAGUAGAGUUGGCUAGAACACAAACAGAUCUGAGAACAGGCUUAUUGUCAUUCCAUAAUGACAGCAGUAGAGUUGGCUAGAACACAAACAGAUCUGAGAACAGGCUUAUUGUCAUUCCAUAAUGACAGCAGUAGAGUUGGCUAGAGUACAAACAGAUCUGAGAACAGGCUUAUUGUCAUUCCAUAAUGACAGCAGUAGAGUUGGCUAGAACACAAACAGAUCUGAGAACAGGCUUAUUGUCAUUCCAUAAAGACAGCAGUAGAGUUGGCUAGAGUACAAACAGGUCUGAGAACAGGCUUAUUGUCAUUCCAUAAUGACAGCAGUAGAGUUGGCUAGAACACAAACAGAUCUGAGAACAGGCUUAUUGUCAUUCCAUAAUGACAGCAGUAGAGUUGGCUAGAGCACAAACAGAUCUGAGAACAGGCUAGAUGUAAAUGUAUUGAUUUACAGUAAGAACAUGAACCGGAAUUAACUGUGUUCUCCCUCACAUUAAUUAAUAAGGUCUGUUUUUGUUGUAGCCUGGGCUAAAAAGAUCUGUUGGUGCUGAAUAGCCACUGUUAUCAUGUUAUACAUAAUAUUGUAGCGAUCCUUGCUAAUAUGAGCCACGUUACAAUUCCCGCCAAGUGGGUUAACCCUAUUGGCACGACACAUGGGAGGGGUUGUUCUUUCAGGCUCAGCGACCCAGAUUCGCUUCCCUGUCUGGGACCAGGCUGUCUGGCGUAUCGCCUGUAAAACCAUAGAGUUGUUGUUCCAUACCCGGUUCUUGUUCAGUAUCUCUCACUGGUCCAGCAGUAAUUGUAGUGUUCAAUGCUUGUAGCUCACUGUUCUACUGUUGGUGUGUCUCUAUGGAUGUUGAGGCAUGAAUCUAGGUAGGGUGGUAUUCAGAACAUACCGUCUCGAUACCAUACCGGGGAAUAUGGUAUUACCGAAUGUGUACACAAGGGGUACUAUUUUUGUUGUUUAAAACUAUACUGAACCCGAAAUAUAAAAAAAUGCAACAAGUUCAAAGUUCAUAUUAAGAAAAUCAGUCAAUUGAAAUAAAUAAAUUAGGUGCUAAUCUAUGGAUUUCACAUGACUGGGAAUACAGAUAUGCAUCUGUUGGUCACAGAUACCUUCAAAGAAAAUGGGGUCUCGUUGUGGUAUUUCUGUGCAUUCAAAUUCUCUAAAACGACGCGGCUCAUGGUGGAGAAAUUAACAUUAAAUUCUCUGUCAACAGCUCCGGUGGACAUUCCUGCAGUCAGUAUGCCAAUUGCACACUCUCUCAAAACUUGAAACAUCUGUGGCAUUGUGUUGUGUGACAUCUGCACAUUUUAGAGUGGCCUUUUAUUGUCCCCAACACAAGGUGCACCUAUGUAACGAUCACGCUGUUUAAUUGGCUUCUUGAUAUGCCACACCUGUCAGAUGGAUGGAUUAUUUUAGCAAAAGGAGAAAUGCUCACUAACAGAUUAAAACACAUUUGUGCACAAAGUUUUAGAGAAAUAAACUUUUUUGUGCCUAUGGACCAAUUUUAUUUCAGCUCAUGAAACAGUGAACCAACACUUUACCUGUUGCGUUUUAUAUUGUUGUUCAGUGUAUCUAGGCAACAGGGCUCUUUUUUUGAAAUUUUUAUUUUUUUACCUUUAUUUAACUAGGCAAGUCAGUUAAGAACAAAUUCUUAUUUUCAAUGACAGCCUAGGAACAGUGGGUUAACUGCCUGUUCAGGGGCAGAACGACAGAUUUUGUACCUUGUCAGCUCGGGGAUUUGAACUUGCAACCUUUCGGUUACUAGUCCAAUGCUCUAACCACUAGGCUACACUGCCGCCCAGGAGGGGAUUUAAUGUCUCUGCUGUAACCCACGAAGCUUAAUGUUGACAUCUAGACACUUAGCGAGCAAGUUAGCAAACCAAAUGAAACAGCUGGAGCAGUGGUUUAGCAUGCAGCCCCCCCCCAGUUCCCCGCAACGAUGUGGAAUUAUACCGUCGGUAUUUCUAAAUACCCCCUAGAAUGUAGUCCAGAACCAGAGCAAACUUGGGUUCAACUACUUUUUUCAAAUAACUUCGUUGUGCUUGAUUUGAUCUCGUCUGUUGCAAAUGGAACCAACAGAACAUUCCAAAACGACAGCAACCUGACACUGCGUGCAGAGUCAAGCAAACGCUCAAAUAUUGGGGUUUUCAAAAGGAACCCAGGUCCCGAGCCAGAGGAAUCACGAUCUCUCUAUUUAAUAACAGAGCAUGAGACCAUGUGUACUGCUGGGCCAUAUUGGAUAUAAGGAGACAGACAGACAGUACAGUGGAGAUCAAUACAUUACUGUAUCAACGAUAACAUGCAGACUGUGCAGUAUGUUAUGAGGGUUAAAAUUCAUGAGCACUAAAUAAAAGAACAAUGGCAAGAUGGUA